AUGAGGAUAGGACAGUCGUAUUGGGUGUUGUUGACAGUCGUGCUACUGUCUCCAAUCCAUGCCGAGAAGAAGAACAAUGUCAGCAAUGUCGAUGAUGGCGAGAAAGUUCAGGAGAAGAUAUCGACGUCCCUCAAACUCAGUGACGAGGACGUCAAAAACAGAACGACUAAAGCGAUGCCGGAGAAGCGGGAACAAAUCGGCGAGGUAAUACCAAAAAUACGUAGCACGUCGCUGCCGCAAAAGCUGGCUACGCUAAUCUCCACGAAAAUAUCCAACAAUGACACGACCUCACCGCCACUCGAGGAAGUCCAGUCUCUUGUCGGCGGCGGAAACAGAGAAAACGCGAGUAGGGAAUUGAUGCUACCGAGCAAUAUGGCCAUAGCGAAGAUCAUAUCCAACGAUUCCGACUCCGAGGAGAGCGAGGAGGAGGAGGAUAGUGACGAGAUGCCCGAAGCAUUACCCGAGGCUCAAGAGCUGCGGCUAGUGAGACCUCAAGAGCGACGGCGACCCGUGUUCGUCAAACCGUUGCGACCCGUGAGACCGUCUUUUCCGAACAGGCGGAACGUUUACACAGGUUUACCGAGGCCGCCCGUCAUGCGGCCGUCUAAACGGCCGAGCGAGCCGAAGAGGAGACCCACGGAAAACGAAUGCACUUUCUUCACAAAGACGGUGUGUCUCGAGGCCAGCGAUUAUCCGCACGAGGCGAUAAUAAGAAGUUUAAGGUCCAAUAAGGAAAUGGUAUCCGCAUUGUUGACCGAUUACAAGGCGCAAGACGGAAGCGCGGAAGAAAAAUUGCCGAGCGCCCUACCGUUGGAAAAUAAAUAUGAGAACAGAUACGAGAGCAAUGAGAUUAAAAGACGAUUUGACAAUCCCUUCGACAACGUGGAGGAGGGUUUCACUUGUCCAUCAACUGUCAAAUAUGCUCGCCCGCAAUUAGCGAGAGCUGCUUCCGGAGUAUGGAAAUAUAUAAUAAAUACAGGUGAACACACCCAGACGAUACGACUGGAGAAAUGUUCCAAUCCACAGUCAAGUUGCUCGUUUAUCUCCGAAAACUAUCGUUCCUCCUGCGUGCAAGUCUACAACUAUCACAGACUGCUGACUUGGGACCAGAAACUGGGACUACACAUGGACAUAUUCAAAGUUCCGACCUGCUGCAGCUGCCACGUGCACGGCUACGCCGAGAUUUUCCCACCGCAUCAGAAGGAUCCCCCAACUAAGCCCAAGGAGACGUUUCCGGGCGCGGAUUUCGCGACGAUCAACGAUCAGAAGGACGAUUUUCAGGAUCUCAACAA
This is a messenger RNA of Temnothorax curvispinosus, 1292 nucleotides long. RefSeq names its product neurotrophin 1-like. Gene Ontology annotation, cellular component: extracellular region. The annotation marks the transcript as partial. Gene Ontology annotation, biological process: central nervous system formation; regulation of Toll signaling pathway; innate immune response. NCBI's taxonomy places the organism in Eukaryota, Metazoa, Arthropoda, Insecta, Hymenoptera, Formicidae. The transcript has 8 exons. The record is from RefSeq and is a predicted model, not a curated record. Gene Ontology annotation, molecular function: Toll binding; growth factor activity.